AUGAAUUUAAAGCGUUGUUUGUUCAUGGGCAAGUUCUUGUGCAUGUUGUUGGUAUCCACCAAUGGUUGGUGGCCGUUUUCCAGCUCCUCUACUGAAGAGACCGAAGAAGAGCAAGGCCGUUAUUUGAAGAACAGUCCAGUUCCUUUCGAAAUGACGACAGCCGAAGAAAAAUUUUUGGCCGAGGCCAAGAAGUAUAUGGGAAAUCUUACACCAUUGGACACCUGUCAUCAGAUGGUCAUAAACCGAAUCAAGAAAUCCUGUAGCGAUAUCAACGAAGUUGAACUGGCAAAGUUAGGCGUGGCUCUCUUAAACUGUCAAUCAAAAUCCGAAGGAAGGAGAACGUACGAAUGCACAGAUGACAUGGAAUUGCGUGAUUGCACAGCUAAUAUGGAUGCCAACACGUGGAACAGUUAUCACAUCAUAAGCAACAGGGCGCGGUCGAUCUGCUAUGCCACCCGGCAGCAGCAGUUCAGACUGAAGACAGAAUUUACUGUCAAUCAGCUGGCCAGUCAAGCAGAAAAUCAAAUGGAGCUUAUGAACGGUUUACAAGAAGGUCAAAGGAGACUGACAGAAGUAGCAGAUGAUACUGUGAUUAGAGUGACCGCUGGUCAGGAACGUCUUGUGAAACAGCAAGAGCAACUACAUUCCAACUAUGACGAUGUACAGCGGUCGAUCGCGUUCUCAUUAAGAGGAAAUGUCAGAGCACUGCACCAGGAAAGAAUAAUGAUAGACAGCGGUCGGAAACAGCUCAAAGAUAUGGCGAAAGCGGUCAAAGAAAAGCUUGAGAAUGCUACAAUGGAAAUUCAGAAGCAGGAUCUGGACCGUAAAAAGAGCCACCGCAGAAUUUUAGACGACUUGAACAAAAUUCGUAGUAAGGCGGAAGAAGUGUGGAGUAAGAUAGACCAUAGCACACUUCAAAUGAAGUCGUACCACAGUGAGACCAUUCAACAUUACAAUGAAACUAUGGAAAAUCUGAAAACUAUCAACGAUACCAUCGGAUAUUUAAUAGAGGUAACCAAUCAGAUACAAGACAAGAUCGAUAACAGACUCGGUUGGUUGACGCGACAUCUGGGAGGGACUGGAGACAAACUAGUGUUGGUCACCACCUGCUUGAUGCAUGCUGGGUAUUUCGUCCUAGCAACCCUGUGUAUCUUGUUCCUGAAUGCACCUCUGUUCACUCGGCUUGUUCUCCUGAUCACAGUACCAAUCAAUGCAUGGAUGGAGAUCAAUUUUGACUCCAGUUUAUCAUACAGUACACUCUCUUGUAUCAUCGCUGUGGCUCUGCUAGGGAACUGGUUAUACUUCUACCUGACAAAGAAAUAUUUCCCAUCCAACGCUGAUCGACUUUCUAAAUCUUCAACUUUGGCAUUGAGUUCUGCGAGCUCUCUCUGUCGACAAGAAACUCCAAAUGAUAGAGAGAACAUACUGGAUACAAUAGACAGUAUAGAGAGCCUCGACGACUCAGCUGUGACUUUGACACCCAAAGAACCUGUGGGAAAUACCAAACGUCAAUUAAACCUUUACUUCCCAAAUGCAGCCUCCACCCCAAGUAGAAAAGUAACCCCUCCACGCAGGCGCUGUGGCGCUCCAACAAAAACAGGCUCAGCCUACAGUAUCGAGAGCCUGGACGACUCAGCUGUGACUUUGACACCCAAAAGACCUGUGGGAAAUACCGAAAGUCAGUUAAACCUUUCCUUCCCAGAUGCAGCCUCCACCCCAAGUAGUAAAGUAAGCACUCCACGCAGGCGCUGUUGUGCUCCAGAGAAAACAGGCUCAGCCUGUAAGAGAGUGAUCUCUAAUGGAAGCUUUAAAUGCACUACGCAUUUACGGAUGGAUUCCAGUUAUAUCUCGGAUGAGUGUUGGGAAACAGACUCGUAA
Molecule: messenger RNA, 1878 nt
Organism: Stylophora pistillata
Lineage: Eukaryota; Metazoa; Cnidaria; Anthozoa; Scleractinia; Pocilloporidae
Product: protein brambleberry
Source: RefSeq, a predicted model, not a curated record